Messenger RNA from Castor canadensis (American beaver), 1680 nucleotides. RefSeq names its product chloride intracellular channel 6 (gene Clic6). The record is from RefSeq and is a predicted model, not a curated record. Gene Ontology annotation, molecular function: D3 dopamine receptor binding; D2 dopamine receptor binding; D4 dopamine receptor binding. Lineage: Eukaryota; Metazoa; Chordata; Mammalia; Rodentia; Castoridae.
AUGACCGAGGCGGUGGAGGCGGAGGGGGGCACUCCGGGUUCCCAGGGGCCACCCGAGGGCCCGGCGUUUCUGGCGGAGAGACCGGAUGAACCCGGGGCUGUGGGUCCGGAGGCGGAGAGGCAGGAGGCGAACGAGGGCGCUGCGGUGUCGUCGCCCGGGGCCGAGGGGGCGGGAGCAGAGGCAACGGCCACUGCGGUGCAGGAGGAAGGCGACGGCGGCCCGGCUCCGGGCGCGGGCAGUGACCCCGGGGCCGACCCGCGGGACGAUGGGGUAGCGCAGGGCGAGGCAGAGGAUAAGGAGGUCCCGCAGGGAGGCGGGGAGGCGAGCGGCGCGGUUCAGGUGGAGGAGACGGGUCCCGGGCGUGGCGCGCAAGGCGAGGCCGCAGGGGAGGCUCAGGGGGAUGCCGGAGACCCUGCAGCCCUGGAGGCGCAGGAGGACGGAGAGCAUGGGCUAGAGGGCCCGGAGGUCCGCGAGGACGCCCAGAAACCCGCAGCGGACAGCAUGGAGGCUGAGGGGCUUGCAGAGCGGGCUGAGGGGGCGCACCAGGGCGAGGGAGACUGCGGCCCCCAGCCCCAGUCCGGUGCGAUCGAGGUCGCAGCCGCGGAGACGGGGAGGCACUACCCCGGGGAGUUUGCGGGGGGAACCCCGGGAUCAGAGGGGUCCGAAGGAGCGUCCCCCGGGGAGGCGAGGGCAGACGCAGGCGAGAAUGGGGACCGCGGCGGGACCCCCGAGGGGACAGAGGAGGAAGAGGAGGGACGGAGCAAAGAAGCCGCGGCCGGGGAGGAGGAGGAGCCCCCCGACGGCAGCCCCGAUGGAGAGGCGGGAUCGAGGGGGGCCGAGGAGCCCCAGGCCGAGCUCAGCAACCACCUGGCGGAGGAGCGCAGCGCUGAGGCCGGGGACGGGUCCGCGCCAGUGAACGGCCGCAGGGAAGACGGCGAGGUGUUCGAGGAGGGGGACCCAGGGCAGGAGCACGACAUCACCCUCUUCGUCAAGGCUGGUGACGAUGGUGAGAGCAUUGGAAAUUGCCCAUUCUCCCAGCGCCUUUUUAUGAUUCUCUGGCUCAAGGGCGUUAUAUUUAAUGUGACAACAGUGGACCUGAAAAGGAAACCCGCAGACCUACAGAACCUGGCUCCUGGAACAAACCCUCCUUUUAUGACCUUUGAUGGUGAAGUCAAGACGGAUGUGAAUAAGAUUGAGGAGUUCUUAGAGGAGAAGUUAGCUCCUCCGAGAUACCCUAAGUUGGGGACCCAACACCCUGAAUCUAACUCAGCCGGAAAUGAUGUGUUUGCCAAAUUCUCAGCAUUCAUUAAAAACACCAAGAAGGAUGCAAAUGAGAUUUAUGAAAAGAACUUGUUACGGGCCCUGAAGAAGCUGGAUAAUUACUUAAACAGCCCUCUGCCGGAUGAAAUAGAUGCCCAUAGCACCGAGGAUGUCACUGUUUCUGGAAGGAAAUUUCUGGAUGGGAAUGAGCUCACGCUGGCUGACUGCAACCUCUUACCCAAGCUUCAUAUUAUUAAGAUUGUGGCCAAGAAAUACAGAGAUUUUGAAUUUCCUCCUGAAAUGUCUGGCAUCUGGAGAUACUUGAACAAUGCUUACGCUAGAGAUGAGUUCACGAACACGUGUCCAGCCAACCAGGAGAUCGAACACGCCUACUCAGAUGUUGCGAAAAGAAUGAAGUGA